Molecule: messenger RNA, 1101 nt
Organism: Symbiodinium sp. CCMP2456
Lineage: Eukaryota; Dinophyceae; Suessiales; Symbiodiniaceae
Source: the annotation of a GenBank genome assembly
AUGGGUGUCACCAACACGAAAAGCGUCCCCUCGAGAAGGGCAGUGGCCGACGAGGGCCAACCACCAUGGUUCGUUCCACGGCCCCACAUCGACAACGCGGUUCUCCGCUUGCACGAGGAGAUCUUAGACUUCGUCGACUUCAUGCAGCAUACUCAAGAGGAGGUGCAUGCCCGGCGAAGAUGGGUGCAGACCAUCAAGGACACCUGCAAGGCUUUGUGGCCAGGCUGCAAGGUCUCGGUUUUUGGAUCCUUCUUCACCGGCCUCUCCUUGCCCAACGGAGAUGUGGAUGUCGCAGUCACGGACGUCGCCUGCAAGACAGGUACUGCGAUGAAGAUGCUGGCGGAUCAGCUACUCUCCAAGGGAGAGAUCAGCUGGUUGGAAAUCAUCGAGACUGCGAAGGUGCCGGUGAUCAAGGUUCGAUCGCAGUCAUGUGGCCUUCGUGCCGAUGUGGUCUUCAGCCAGCCGGAUGGCAUGGACUCCUCCAAGUUCAUCCGCUCCAAGCUGAAGGAGUAUCCGCAGAUGAAGCCAUUGCUUCUAUUCCUGAAGUACUUCCUUCUGCAGAGAGGGCUCCACGAGACCUACACAGGUGGUAUGGGCUCCUACCUUCUCUGCAACGUGGUUCUCCAUUUCCUCCAGAGGCAUCCGUCAUCCCGGAGUGCCCGCCAGUAUGCCGGAACUUCGCUGGGACACUUGCUCUUCGACUUCCUGAAGUACUAUGGGCAGGAGUUCAACUACAAGGAUCAGGGCAUCUCGGUUCUCGAUGGCGGAUCGACCUUCGCGAAGGCUGGCCGUUUCCCCGAGAGGAAGCAGCGAGGCCCGCACGAUUGGGGACCAAAACUGCAACUGUGCCUGGAGUCCCCGCUGGCUCCGGACAUGGACUUGGGUGGGGCUUGCUUUCGCAUGCCUAUUCUGCGGAAUCUCUUCCAUCAUGGGUUUCACUGUAUUUGCCACCUCUUCGUGUCUCGUUCGCCACCGGAGGUGUCGAUGCUCUGCCCCUUGCUGAUAGACCCGGCGCAUCCGGUCAUCACGGACCGGUUCAAGCUCAUGUCCGAGCAGCCCGCAGCCCUUCCGGGAAUGAAGCGGAAGGUCUCCCAGGCCUGA